UGCAACCAUUUUUGACACAAGGUCAAUCAGUUCCUUCAAACGUGCUUCUUCCCAUGGCAGUUAGGCAAGAAAAGGGGAUUCAUCAUUCAUGACUUCUUCCCUGUUAAACUCCAUUUAUUCACUUCUCUUGAUCGCCAAGAAACACUCGACACCUAAAAAAAAAGGUACAACUAUGGAAGCCAAUCAGCGAAUUGCAAGAAUCGCAGCUCAUCUCCACCCUUCAAAUUCCCAGAUGGAAGGAGGCUCUGUACUGGAGCGAGCUAAUUGCAGAGCAAAAGGAGGAGCGCCUGGAUUCAAAGUUGCGAUAUUGGGAGCUGCUGGAGGGAUCGGUCAACCUUUAGCUAUGCUAAUGAAGAUGAAUCCAUUGGUUUCUGUUCUUCAUCUCUAUGAUGUCGUCAAUGCCCCUGGUGUCACAGCUGAUAUCAGCCAUAUGGAUACUGGUGCUGUGGUGAGAGGUUUUCUAGGGCAACCACAGCUUGAUGCUGCACUUACAGGGAUGGAUCUUGUGAUCAUACCUGCUGGUGUUCCAAGAAAGCCUGGAAUGACAAGAGAUGAUCUUUUCAAGAUUAAUGCUGGAAUUGUUAAAACCCUUUGUGAAGGAAUUGCCAGGUGUUGCCCUAAUGCAAUAGUCAACUUAAUCAGUAAUCCGGUCAACUCUACAGUUCCAAUUGCUGCAGAAGUUUUCAAGAAAGCUGGCACUUAUGAUCCCAAACGCCUUCUUGGUGUCACCAUGCUUGAUGUUGUUAGAGCCAACACUUUUGUGGCUGAAGUUUUGGGACUUGAUCCAAGAGAAGUUAGUGUCCCUGUGGUUGGAGGACAUGCGGGAGUUACCAUUUUGCCCCUGCUUUCACAGGUGAAGCCUCCAUGUUCCUUCACUAAAGAAGAAACUGAAUACUUAACAAAGCGCAUUCAAGAUGGUGGAACUGAAGUUGUUCAGGCAAAAGCUGGGGCUGGCUCUGCAACACUCUCAAUGGCGUAUGCAGCGGUUAAAUUUGCAGAUUGUUGUCUUCGUGGCUUAAGAGGCGAUGCUGGCAUUGUGGAGUGUGCUUUUGUAGCUUCUCAGGUGACGGAAUUACCAUUCUUUGCAACCCAAGUGAAACUAGGGCGUGGUGGUGCGGAAGAAAUAUACCAACUUGGACCUUUGAAUGAAUAUGAAAGGGCUGGAUUAGAGGAAGCUAAAAAAGAAUUGGCAACAAGUAUUGAAAAGGGGGUUUCUUUUAUAAGGAAAUGAAAGGGUGGUGUGAGAAUGAUGAGGUGGUAUACAAGUGUUGAUUCUAUUAUCAUGGCUUUCUUUGUUACUUCAUGUUGCAUGUAAUGUAUGAAUCCAAAU
Lactuca virosa is the source of this 1330-nucleotide messenger RNA. NCBI's taxonomy places the organism in Eukaryota, Viridiplantae, Streptophyta, Magnoliopsida, Asterales, Asteraceae. The record is from the annotation of a GenBank genome assembly.